GACCACAAAAGCAAACGGCUGCAGUUGCAGAGCGCACGUUCAGCUACACCCUUGUACAGCAGUGUAAUUUCUCCAUCAGUUUCUCACAGACAGUUCAGAGAAAUCACUUCAGCAGCGAAGCCUAUUUCACCCACCACUCACAUCUCUGAGGAUCAGCACACAAGCUGCGCAGAUUUAGCACCGGAUGAAACGUUCUUUGUCACCACUUUAGAAGAGAAGUUGAAGCAGCAAAGUAAAACAUGUCCUCAAAGAGUUAUGACCCUGGGGACUCCACACUGAAAUUUGUCGACAGAGAGGACGAGUUAGACUUUCUGUGUGAAGGUUUCGAGUCUCCAAGAGCUCUGAUGUCCUGUGGUCACGCUGUGACCCUGAUGUCUCUCACUAAGUGGUGUCGCAGGUUGUUGGACGAGGGUAAAAGUAGAUUUGUGUGUGGCCAGAUGAAUUGUGAGGUGGAGUGGUCUUAUGAGGAAGUUUGUAAAAUGGCUCUUCUGACCCCUGAAGAAAAGAAGUACUUUGAAAAAACCAUGGCCUCCAAUUCUCUCAGGACUUACUUUGAUACCAAAAAAUGUCCUGGCUGCAAGUCUUCUGUUGUGAGAAAGAAUGAAAAUAACCUGAAUGUCUGCUGCAAAGUGUGCGAAGCAAACAAGGGAAAGACUUAUGAAUUCUGCUGGCAAUGUCUGAAGGAAUGGAAACGUCCACGACUACAGUCAGACCGCUGUGACAAUGAUGGCUGUGCCAACGAGGCUUUAAAAAUAUUAAAGAACUGUCCAGUUAUGGCCUUUGAGUCUGUGAAAGGAGUCAAUGAUUGUCCCUCUAUCCGUGCCUGUCCAACUUGUGGCACAUUAGUGAAACACAGCACAAAAAAAUGUAAAAAUAUUGUCUGUCAAGGAUGUAAAGUGGAGUUCUGUUUUGUGUGCCUGAAGACCACUAAAGAGUGUUUGGAAUUGAAACCACACAGUUAUUUUGCACAGUGCUCCAGUGAUGUUGCACCGAGACAGACCUCUAUACCUGUGCAGAAGAAGUGAGAAGAACAUGUGCUGUAUGUGCUUCAGUUUCUUUUGAUAAUUCAUUGUGAUUUUGUUUUACAUUGAACACCAGUGCCCAUUGUUGUGUUUUCCGUCUGUCUGUGUUUGAACAUUUGAAAUCAAAUUUCUUCAUACAACUUUAUGUCUACAAAUAUUACACAUAUUGGUAUCAGAAUCGCCAAGUAUUAUCUGUGUACAACGGUGUAAAGGAAUGACAAUAAAUGUGAAUCAUUUAAUCGAUUCAUGAAUUUGAA
Messenger RNA from Mugil cephalus (flathead mullet), 1279 nucleotides. Its product is annotated as probable E3 ubiquitin-protein ligase RNF144A-A. Gene Ontology annotation, molecular function: zinc ion binding. The transcript is spliced from 5 exons. The record is from RefSeq and is a predicted model, not a curated record. The coding region runs from base 240 to 1025 and encodes 261 amino acids. Lineage: Eukaryota; Metazoa; Chordata; Actinopteri; Mugiliformes; Mugilidae.